UGGAACAAGGAGGUUCAUGAUGCUGCAAGAAAACAAAUUUGCAAGUUUUGGUACUUUUGCAACAUUCCAUUUAUUGCAGCCAGGUAAUUCUUUUUGAUUUGAUUGCUUUAAGUUUAAAAGUAAAUUUAUAGUUUGAAGUUGAACUCUACUUUGUCUAAUCAUAAUCUAUUUGUGACAGGUCUCCUUAUUGGCAAGGCAUGGUAGAUUCCAUAACCAUUUGUGGUGCGGGGUUUAAAGCCCCUACCGAUGCUAAGUUAAGUGGCCCCCUCUUGUUACAAAUGGUUGAGGAUAUGAAAGUUGAGCUAGAGGACCACCGACAGUCUUGGAGCCAAAAGGGUUGCACCAUCAUGACAGAUGGUUGGACGGAUAGGAGGAAUAGAACACUCCUAAAUUUUCUUGUUUCCUGCGGAGGAUCCACCAUGUUCUUGAAAUCUAUUGAUGCUUCCUCACAUGUGAAAAAUGCCACAUACUUAUGUGAGGCUAUUGAGGAAGUCAUACAAGAGGUGGGGGAAGAAAAUGUGGUGCAGGUGGUGACAGAUAAUGCAGCAAGUUAUGUUGCUGCAGGUAAAUUUUGAACUUUUCAAGUCUUGAUGGAGAGGCAUCUAUGAUUAUUUAAAAUUUUCUUAACACAUCAAAAUUUCUAAUUAACU
Cryptomeria japonica (Japanese cedar) is the source of this 650-nucleotide messenger RNA. RefSeq lists its product as uncharacterized. Lineage: Eukaryota; Viridiplantae; Streptophyta; Pinopsida; Cupressales; Cupressaceae. The transcript is spliced from 2 exons. Bases 198 to 575 code for a protein of 125 amino acids. The record is from RefSeq and is a predicted model, not a curated record.